Cutaneotrichosporon cavernicola is the source of this 3699-nucleotide messenger RNA. RefSeq lists its product as uncharacterized. Bases 1 to 3699 code for a protein of 1232 amino acids. The transcript is spliced from 2 exons. NCBI's taxonomy places the organism in Eukaryota, Fungi, Basidiomycota, Tremellomycetes, Trichosporonales, Trichosporonaceae. Gene Ontology annotation, molecular function: protein binding. The record is from RefSeq and is a predicted model, not a curated record.
AUGGCCCGAACAAGCGCCGCGCCGGCGCUGCCCAGCUCAGCGUCAAUUCCCUCUCUCCCCGUCGCGCUCCCUCCGCCAUCAGGCCGUAUACGGUCCAACUCAAAUAUCUCGGGCCGCCUGAGUUCGAGCGGCCGUCUCUCGCCUGCCGCCCUCGACCUGCUGCAGACGCCGCAUCCCAACAGGGACCCGAACCGUGAUCGCGGCGCAUUGGAGCCUGUACCUGCCAUGCCCACGCCUCCAGAGCGCUAUACUGGCCGAGAGCGUGAGCGGAAAGGCUCGCACCCAGCUCCACCAGAGCGGCCACCAGAACGCAAUACCAGCUUACCAGCGUUACUGGUCCCAGCUCCCUCCGUCGCUGUGCAACCCCCGUCUUCUUCCCAACCGUCCGCGGCUGCCCCGCCCUCUCUCUCUCCCUCCCAGGCCGCACCCCAACCCACUACGCCUCACACCCCAGCCAACCCUCCCCACGUCGCCUAUGACCGCAGCGCAGUCGUCACACCGCCACCUCGACCGCCUCGCGGGCCACUCCGAUCACCCGGCGCACCGCGGUCGCCAUCGAUGCCGAGCAUCACCACUGAGCUGAGCCUGAGCUCCAAGUCCAAGUCGGUGCAGCUUUGCCGGCGCGCUCUCGAGCACUCGAAAGACAACGGCGACACGCUCGACAUCAGCAGAGACCGCAAGCUCGACCGCAUUGACGGCGAGAUGGUUGACUUCUUCCGUACUCAGACAGGGCGCGAGAAACGCGGCGUGUGGCGCCUAGCACUCAGCUACAACGCGCUGCGCGACGGGUCUCUGGUCGCGUCCUUCUCCAAGCUCAACAGACUUCGAUACCUCAACCUCAAAGGGAACGACCUCACUGCCGUCCCAUCGCCGCUGCUGGAGCUUGCGUCGCUCGAGAUUCUGGAUUUGUCCAAGAACCAGAUCACGGCGCUGCCAGAGCGGCCCGGCCGCCUUGCCCACCUCAAGGUGCUUUCGCUGUCCCACAACAAGAUCUCGAUACUGCCCACGUAUCUCGCCGAGUUCCGGUACCUCAAAGUGUUCAAGGUCGACCACAACCCCAUUGCGUCGCCACCGCGAGACGUGCUCGGCCCGUUGAUCGAAGUUGAUGUGGGCCAGUCGGUGAGCGAAAGUGGCGAGAAGGAGAGCAAGAGCUCCGCCGCGCAGCGCAACGAGGAGGAUCUCAAACCGUGGAUCGAAGGGUUGCGCCGGUAUCUUCGGGAUGAGAUCGCCAGGGAAGCCGAAGCAGAGGCGGCGGCGGCCGCCGCCGAACAGGCCACAGUCGAAGACGCCACCGUCAAGGGUGUUUCAGAUGAGGACCCAACUGUCGCAGCUCCUUUGUUGACUGGGUACGACAUGCCGAUGGUCAGCGCCGAGCCAGCAUCAUAUGUUCCUCCUCCACCUUCAGAUUCUGGUUCGUCCCAGGUGACGAUGAAGCCAUGGGCACCACCGACAGAGGAGGGCCGUGCAACCCCGCAUUUGUCGUCACCCGAAACAGGGAUUGGGCAAAGGAAUGGAGGAGGGACUGGAUCCAGCGACAGUCUCAUUCCCACUGCAUCCUCUUCAUUGUCUCUCCCUUCACACCCAUUCCGGCACGACCGCUCCACAUCCUUCUCAUCAGUCACCCCACCCGUCUCCGCAUCCACCUCAUCAUCUGCUUCCGCCCAGCAGGCCAAGUUCCCCCACGCCCCACCCGCCAUCCCAAACGGACACACUCGCGGCGCAAGCUACACCGCGACGCAGCGGCACAGCGGCACGCUCACCGCUAAGAAGUCAUUACCCGACCUGCGACAGAGCCACGCCAAGAUUAUUGAGGAACGGAGAGGCGAGGCAAAGGACGAGCUACGUCCGCUCGGUCUGGGGAUAGGCCAGCAGCGUUGGCAAAGUAAGCUUCAGCGGCCGUUCGAGGAGACCAAACCUCCACCACGCCCUCUCAAGAUGACGACGGACGCGAUGCCCAGCCGUGCGCCGCCGUUACCAAACAUGGUCGACCGACGCGACAGUCAGGACGGCCCGACCGUCGACGAGUCGCGCAACUCGUACUUCCGGCGCCUCUCCACCCUUCCCCCGUCGACAAUCUCGAAACAGGUGUCGCCUGCGAUGCUCAUGUUUGUGGACUCGAUUCGCGGCAUCCUCUUCGCGCUCACGCAGACACACACCGCCCUGCGCCAGUACCUGAACUUUGCGGUGCCCGACCACGUCGCGACGACGUUUGCGCGCUACAUGCAGCCUGCAGGCGAGUACGUCGCGCACUUAAUCAACGCGCUUGAUCGCUUCGACUCCAUGUCGCGCCGCCCGACGCCUCCAGCCAGUGCAAUCCGCGGUGUGGUCGAGAGUGCGAAGGAGACGAUCAAGGUGUUUGCCAAACUCGUCGCCGUGCUGCGCAUGCAGACUCCGGCGUUCCGCGACGCCGACGCUCGCUACACACGUUCCCUUCUUCUCUCCAUCUACGGCGGCAUGAAUGAGAUCGCGCAUGCAUGGCGCACCAUGCUUCCCCUCCUGACGGAGAUGCGGCCGGUUCUCCACCCUGAGAGUUCACCGUUCCGUCUAGCGCCGCCAAUGUCCCAGUCGAGCAGCAUGACGGGCCGCACACCCAUCUCCCCUAUUCUGGAGCAGGGCGAAACCACACCCGCGCGCUCGACCCUCGCUCCGACCGCCAUGCCACCCGUGGGAACAAGCCCCCGCUCGAAAUCCCGCCGGCACGCGGGCUCGUUCUCGGCCCAGGACGUUGAGAAGGGGAUGCUGAUGGGCUCGCCAGUGAGCCAGCGACACGAGUGGCCUGGGCCCGACAUGGGCCGUAUCUUCGAGGGCGCGGAGGGCGAGGGUACCGACGUUCCACCCUUCCCUCUGCACGCCGAGCCCGAACCACCGGCGGACACACCGCCGAGCGCGCGCGCAGCGGGACACGCGCCGACUCUCUCUGGCAGUUCGUUCCAGAGCGCACGCAACAUGAGCUUUGACGUGCGCCCGCCAACACCAGCCAGCGCGACGCUCUUCGACGACGACCUGCUCGAUCAGAUAGAGCUGGCCACGGAGGUUGCGUUCAACGUGUGGCUCAAGGUUGCUAGCGAGAUCGGCACGGCAGACGCGCCCUACACACACAGUAAAGCGGACAGCGCGGGAAGCGUGAACAGCCAACGCCUCUUGAGUGCCAGUGAUGGACGACGACCACCCUCCAUCCCGGCACGACAGUACUCUGAGCUGGUUGCGGCUCUCGGUUCCGCCGAACAGGUGACUGCCAGCUUGAAGGAGACGCUCGCCGGAUUGCGGGCGAACCCGUUCGCCCCGACCCCGUGGCCGCUACACGACCACGCGCAGGGGUUCAUCAAGACGGUCGUGCGGGUGAUGGAACAGCUGCGAGCCGUCAUGGUCCGAUACGCGUUCAGUACAUCCACGCGACAGUUGCUCUCGCGCCUCGCCCAGCUGGCGAGAGAGUGCGCCAUCCUUAUCCAGGUUAGCUCGCACCGGCCGACCAACUCGCACCCCACGUCACACGCCAGUUCACAUGCUGGCUCACAGGCCGGAAGUAUUGGCGGCAUUGGGGGAUUGAACGGACCCGUCAUCCUCUCGCCAUCUGUCUCCCGUUGCAUUGCCGGAAUGGAUUUGAGCAGCAGUGAGGAUCCUGCACCAGCCGGCCUUAGGGGGUUGCAUCUCCCUGCCCGGCAUGGGUUGCGGAACGGCUCGGUCGGACGACGCGAUUAG